AUUUUGGUAAUAAAACACAAUUAAAAAACACUACUUAAAUUAUAUACAUGUCGUCAAUCCACACAUUCUCUCACUCUUUGUUGAAACCUUCCUUCUUGACUCUCUCCUUCAAGCCCUUCCAUGAGCUUCUUCUGUACCAAACCCUGAAAAAAUAUCAUCAUUCUUCCAUGUCUAAUCCUCACAAAAACUCCAUCAUGAAUGGAACUGAUCAUGAAUUCACUACCCACUUGCCCAAAAGGCCUAAACUUUCAGAUCCUUUCAUUUCUCCCCCUGAAAUCCAAUCUGAAUUUUCCCAUCACGCCUCCUCCAUAGCCCGCAUCAACAACGGCAGCUUUGGAUGUUGCCCCCAGUCCGUAAUCUCUGCACAGAAAAGAUGGCAACUGGAUUAUCUUUCUCAGCCUGAUGAUUUUUACUUUAACAAGUUAAAGACUGGAAUUUUGCAGUCCAGACUUGUGAUUGAAGACCUGGUGAAUGCUGACCAUGUUGAUGAAAUCUCCAUUGUUGAUAACGCUACAACUGCGGCGGCUAUUGUUUUGCAGAGUGUUUCAUGGGGGUUUUCUCAGGGGAGGUUUGAGAGAGGGGAUGCUUGUGUGAUGCUUCACUAUGCUUAUGGCGCUGUGAAGAAGUCUGUAGAGGCUUAUGUGACUCGUGCAGGUGGUUUUGUUAUUGAAGUUCAACUUCCUUUUCCGGUUAAUUCUGUUGAUGAAGUUGUUGUUGAGUUUAGGAAGGCUUUAGAAAGAGGGAAAAGUAGUGGGAAAAGAGUUAGAUUAGCUGUGAUUGACCAUGUGACAUCUAUGCCUAGUGUUGUGAUUCCUGUUAAAGAAUUGGUUAAGAUUUGUAGAGAAGAGGGUGUGGAUCAAGUGUUUGUGGAUGCAGCUCAUGGUAUAGGUUGCAUUGAUGUUGAUAUGAAGGAAAUUGGAGCUGAUUUUUAUACUAGUAAUUUGCACAAGUGGUUCUUUUGCCCACCUUCGGUUGCGUUUUUGUAUUGUAGGAAGGCUAAUGAAUGUAACGAUUUGCAUCAUCCUGUGGUGUCUCAUGAAUAUGGAAAUGGGUUGGCUAUAGAGAGUGCUUGGAUUGGUACUAGGGAUUAUAGUGCCCAAUUGGUGGUUCCUCAAGUUUUGGAGUUUAUUAAUAGGUUUGAAGGAGGAAUUGAGGGAAUCAAGAAGAGAAAUCAUGAAGCUGUUGUUGCGAUGGGAGAAAUGUUGGCAAAUGCAUGGGGAACACAUCUUGGAUGCCCCCCAGAGAUGUGUGCAAGCAUGAUCAUGGUUGGAUUUCCUGCUUGUUUGGGGAUUUCAUGUGAAUCAGAUGCACAGAAGUUGAGAACUCACUUGAGGGAUAAGUUUUCUGUGGAAGUACCUAUUUACUAUCGACCACCUAAAGAUGGGGAGAUUGAUUCAGUUACAGGGUAUGCGAGAAUAUCUUAUCAAAUUUACAACAAGCCAGAUGAUUAUUACAAAUUUAGAGAUGCAAUUAACCAACUUGUUCAGGAAGGGUUCACUUGUGCACUUCUCUCAUAGUUAAAGAGGAAGAGGUUUCGAGAAUUCAAGAAGAAGAAACGCAGAAGAGAAAGAUCAAAGGAAGGAAAAUUGACUUCUUGUAACUGCUUUUUUUCAUUUUUUUCCCACCAUUUCUUUACACCUUAAAUCGUCCAAUUACAACUGUAAGCAAAGCAUAAAAGGACGACGUUUACUAAUUGAGCUCACCCUAUAAAAUUUUCCCCCUCUAGUGCAUCUUCAGGAUGUGUCGUGCAAUGAUUCUGCUCAAGGUUAUGUUAUGACAUAACAUCUCCAAUGGUCUUAUUUUAUGUAUGUCUAUGUGGAUCUUUUUUGAAAAACUGUAUGUGAAUGUUGAAAGGCUGGAGGUUUAAUUAAAAAUUUAUUUUCAUGAUUUUUUUAAAUG
Mangifera indica (mango) is the source of this 1899-nucleotide messenger RNA. Its product is annotated as probable L-cysteine desulfhydrase, chloroplastic. The transcript has 2 exons. The record is from RefSeq and is a predicted model, not a curated record. Lineage: Eukaryota; Viridiplantae; Streptophyta; Magnoliopsida; Sapindales; Anacardiaceae. Bases 48 to 1517 code for a protein of 489 amino acids.